Molecule: messenger RNA, 9288 nt
Organism: Sceloporus undulatus (fence lizard)
Lineage: Eukaryota; Metazoa; Chordata; Lepidosauria; Squamata; Phrynosomatidae
Product: myosin-10-like
Exons: 44
Coding region: 64-6171 (2035 amino acids)
Cellular component (GO): myosin complex
Molecular function (GO): ATP binding; actin filament binding; cytoskeletal motor activity
Source: RefSeq, a predicted model, not a curated record
GCCGCUCAGUUGCGGCUGGGCCUUGGAGGCGUCAACGUCGUUGUCUCUCCUGUUUGCGGAGCCAUGGCUGUCCGGGCCCCUGCACAGCGAGGGGAUGCCAGCGCUGAGAGAUACCUGUUUGUGGACCGGAACCAGGUGGGCAACCCAGCCUCGCAGGCUGACUGGACAGCCAAGCGGCUAGUAUGGGUCCCUUCGGAGCGCCAUGGCUUUGAGGCAGCCGGGCUGCGUGAAGAGCGAGGCGAUGAAGUACUGGUGGAACUGGCCGAGAAUGGGCGUCAGGUGCUGGUCGCCAAGGACGACAUCCAGAAAAUGAAUCCCCCCAAGUUCACCAAGGUGGAGGACAUGGCGGAGCUGACCUGCCUCAAUGAAGCCUCAGUGCUGCAUAACCUUAAGGAUCGCUACUACUCGGGUCUCAUUUAUACAUAUUCAGGGCUUUUCUGCGUGGUCAUCAACCCUUACAAGAACCUGCCCAUCUAUACAGAACAGAUUGUGGAAAUGUACCGGGGCAAGAAACGUCACGAGAUGCCCCCUCAUAUCUAUGCCAUAUCUGAGGCAGCCUAUCGCAGCAUGCUCCAGGACCGAGAGGACCAGUCUAUCUUGUGCACGGGUGAGUCAGGUGCUGGCAAGACCGAGAACACUAAAAAAGUGAUCCAGUAUUUGGCGCAUGUGGCUUCAUCGCACAAAGCCCGCAAAGACCACAACGUACCGCCGGAGUACCUGAACGAAGCCAAACAGGGUGAAUUGGAGCGUCAGCUGCUACAAGCCAACCCUAUCCUGGAGGCCUUUGGCAAUGCAAAGACUGUAAAAAAUGACAACUCUUCACGAUUCGGUAAAUUUAUUCGGAUUAAUUUUGAUGUAGCUGGCUACAUUGUUGGAGCCAAUAUAGAGACAUAUCUCCUGGAGAAAUCACGAGCCAUUCGUCAAGCCAAGGAUGAGCGAACCUUCCACAUCUUCUACCAGCUCUUAGUGGGAGCUGGUGAGCAUAUGAAAGGAGAGCUGCUGCUGGAGCCAUUCAAUCAAUAUCGCUUUGUGUCCAAUGGGUACCUCCCCAUCCCUGGACAGCAGGACAAGGAGAUCUUCCAUGAGACCAUGGAGUCAAUGCGCAUCAUGGGCUUUUCCCAUGAGGAGAUACACUGCAUGUUACGGAUGGUCUCAGCUGUGCUGCAGUUUGGCAACAUUGUCUUCCGAAAAGAGAGGAACACAGAUCAGGCCUCCAUGCCUGAUAACACAGCUGCUCAAAAACUCUGCCACCUCCUGGGCAUGAAUGUUACUGAAUUCACACGUGCCAUACUUACCCCACGCAUAAAAGUUGGCCGAGACUACGUACAGAAGGCACAGACAAAGGAGCAGGCUGAUUUUGCUGUUGAAGCAUUGGCCAAAGCCACUUAUGAGCGGCUCUUCCGCUGGCUGGUGCAUCGGAUCAACAGGGCACUGGACCGUACUAAGCGUCAGGGGGCAUCCUUCAUUGGCAUUCUGGACAUUGCAGGCUUUGAAAUCUUUCAGCUGAAUUCCUUUGAACAGCUCUGUAUCAAUUACACCAAUGAAAAGCUCCAGCAGCUUUUCAAUCAUACCAUGUUUGUACUAGAGCAAGAAGAAUACCAACGAGAAGGCAUUGAAUGGAACUUCAUUGACUUUGGCCUGGACCUCCAGCCCUGCAUUGAUCUCAUUGAGAGACCGGCAAAUCCCCCAGGGGUGCUGGCCUUGUUAGAUGAGGAAUGUUGGUUCCCUAAAGCUACUGACAAAAGCUUUGUGGAAAAAGUUAUUCAGGAGCAGGGAACCCAUCCGAAAUUUCAGAAGCCCCGGCAGCUGCGGGACAAAGCUGACUUCUGCAUCAUCCAUUAUGCUGGCAGGGUGGACUACAAAGCAGAUGAGUGGCUCAUGAAGAACAUGGACCCUCUGAAUGACAAUGUGGCUACCCUUCUCCACCAGAGUGCCGACAAGUUCACAGCAGAACUUUGGAAAGAUGAGAUCCAGAAUAUACAGAAGGUUUAUUUCUUUGACAGCUAUGCCGUGGCACCUCAGGGUCCAGUAGAAAUGGACCGGAUUGUAGGUCUGGACCAAGUGAGCGGGAUGGGAGAUCUCGCCUUCGGCACCUCGUACAAGACAAAGAAAGGAAUGUUCCGGACUGUGGGGCAGCUUUAUAAAGAGUCUCUCUCUAAACUCAUGUCAACCCUGCGCAACACCAACCCCAAUUUUGUGCGCUGCAUUAUACCCAACCAUGAGAAAAGAGCUGGAAAACUGGAACCACAUCUCGUAUUGGACCAACUGCGCUGCAAUGGGGUCCUGGAAGGAAUCCGCAUUUGCCGCCAAGGGUUCCCCAACCGCAUCAUCUUUCAGGAAUUUCGUCAGAGGUAUGAGAUCCUGACACCAAACGCCAUUCCAACAGGGUUCAUGGAUGGAAAACAGGCCUGUGAACGUAUGAUCAAGGCCUUGGAACUGGACCCCAACCUCUACCGCAUUGGCCAGAGUAAGAUCUUCUUCCGGGCUGGUGUUUUGGCUCACCUGGAGGAGGAACGGGACCUGAAGAUUACAGAUAUUAUAGUGUCUUUCCAGGCAGCUGCCAGGGGAUACUUGGCCCGCAAGGCUUUCAUGAAAAAGCAGCAGCAAAUGAGUGCUUUGAAGGUCAUGCAGCGCAACUGUGCAGCUUACCUCAAGUUGCGCCACUGGCAGUGGUGGCGUCUGUUCACCAAGGUGAAGCCUCUGCUACAGGUGACACGCCAGGAUGAGGUAAUGCAAGCAAAGGCUCUGGAGCUGCAAAAGGUGCAAGAAAAACACACAAAAACCCAACUGGACCUCAAGGAACUAGAGAACAAAUACCAGCAGCUUUCAGAAGAGAAGGCCAUUCUGGCUGAGCAGCUGCAGGCUGAGACAGAGCUCUUUGCUGAAGCUGAGGAGAUGCGGGCACGGCUGGCAGCUCGGAAGCAAGAACUGGAGGAUAUUCUGCAUGAGCUGGAGUCCCGGGUGGAGGAAGAAGAAGAGCGAUGCCAGCAGCUGCAGGGGGACAAGAAGAAAAUGCAGCAGCACAUCCAGGACCUUGAAGAGCAGUUGGAAGAGGAGGAGGCUGCCCGGCAGAAGCUUCAGCUAGAGAAAGUGAGCACAGAAGCCAAGCUGAAAAAAAUGGAGGAGGACUUGCUGGUGCUUGAAGAUCAAAAUUCGAAGCUGCACAAAGAGAGGAAGCUGAUGGAGGAACGUCUCUCAGAGUUCACUUCGCACAUGGCAGAGGAGGAGGAGAAAGUGAAAAGCCUCUCCAAGCUGCGCAAUAAAUAUGAAGCAGUCAUCGCUGACAUGGAAGAUCGUCUAAAGAAGGAAGAAAAAGGGCGCCAGGAACUGGAGAAGUUGAAGCGCAAACUUGAUGGGGAGGCAGGUGACCUGCAGGAGCAGGUGGUAGAGCUGCAGCAACAGCUGGAGGAACUCCGCCAAGCACUGGCAAGGAAGGAGGCUGAACUGCAGGCAGCCCUGGCUAGAGUGGAAGACGAAUCAGCGCAGAAGAAUGCAGUGUUGAAGUCCCUGCGAGAGCUUCAAGCCCAGCUGGCUGAACUGCAGGAGGACUUGGAGUCUGAGAAGGUGGCCCGUGCCAAGGCCGAGAAGCAGCGGCGUGACCUGGGCGAGGAACUGGAGGCACUGAAGACAGAACUUGAGGACACCCUGGACUCAACGGCCACACAACAAGAGUUGCGGUCAAAGCGGGAGCAGGAAGUAACUGAGCUCAAGAAGACUAUUGAGGAUGAGGUCAAAUUACAUGAAGCGCAAGUGCUGGAGAUGCGUCAGCGCCAUACAAGUGCCCUGGAGGAGCUAUCAGAACAAUUGGAGCAGUCACGCCGGUUCAAGGGUAACUUGGAGAAAACCAAGCAAGCUCUAGAAGGGGAAAAUGCGGAGAUGCAAAAGGAGGUGAAACUUCUGCAAGCAGCCAAGCUAGAGUCAGAGCAGCGGCGCAAGAAACUGGAGGGCCAAGUCCAAGAGCUGCAGCUCCGAGCUGCUGAAAGUGAAAGAACCAAGACUGAGCUGGUUGAGAGGCUGGCGAAGCUGCAGAAUGAGCUCGAUGGAGUCUCUGGUACCCUGGGAAGUGCUGAGUCCAAGACCAUAAAGCUUGCCAAAGACCUCGCCAGUGUGGAAUCCCACCUGCAAGAUACUCAGGAACUUCUCCAAGAAGAGACACGGCAAAAGCUGAAUCUGAGCUCUCGGGUCCGGCAACUGGAAGAGGAAAAAGGAGCCCUGCUAGAGCAGCUGGAGGAAGAGGAGGCAGCCAAGGCCAACUUCACUCGCCAAAUGCAGAGCUUGCAGCAGCAGGUGAUGGAGACUAAGAAAAAGCUGGAGGAAGAUGCUGGAGUAGCUGAGUCGAUAGAGGAAGCUCGACGCCGGGCAGCCAAGGAGCUGGAGGCCCUCUCCUUGCGCUAUGAAGAACGGGUCCAGGCCUGCGACAAGCUGGAGAAAGGGCGAACCCGUCUGCAGCAGGAGCUGGACGAUGUCACUGUGGCCCUUGAUCAGCAACGCCAAGUGGUCUCAGCACUGGAGAAAAAACAGAAGAAAUUCGAUCAGAUGUUGGCUGAAGAGAAGCUGAUCUCUGCCCGCUAUGCUGAGGAAAGAGACCGAGCUGAAGCUGAUGCCCGUGAGAAAGAGACUAAGGUGCUUUCGCUGAGCCGUGCCCUGGAAGAAGCUCUAGAGGUACGGGAAGAGCUAGAAAGGCAAAACAAGCAGCUCCGAGCAGAGAUGGAUGACCUGGUCAGCUCCAAGGAUGAUGUUGGGAAGAAUGUACAUGAGCUGGAGCGCUCAAAGCGGGCCUUGGAACAGCAAGUGCAAGAGAUGCGAGCCCAACUGGAGGAACUAGAAGAUGAACUUCAGGCCACAGAGGAUGGGAAGCUGCGCUUGGAGGUCAACAUGCAGGCCCUGAAGGCACAGCAUGAGAGGGAGCUGCAGAGCCGCGAUGAUGCCAAUGAUGACAAGAAGAAACUGCUCAGCAAGCAGGUGCGGGAGUUGGAGGCUGAGUUGGAUGCUGAAAGGAAACAACGGACCCAAGCACUUGCUGCUCGAAAAAAGCUGGAGCUUGAUCUCCAAGAGGCAUUGGCACAGCUGGAUGCUGCUAACAAGGGACGGGACGAGGCAGGGAAACAGCUCCGCAAGUUGCAGGCCCAGAUGAAAGAGCUUUGGCGUGAAGUAGAAGAGGCCAGGGCAGCCCGGGAGGAAAUCUUCAUCCAGUCUCGUGAGAGUGAGAAGAAGUUGAAGAACCUAGAGGCAGAAUUGCUGCAGCUGCAGGAGGACUUGGCAGCAUCAGAACGAGCCAAGAGGCAGGCGCAACAAGAGCGGGAUGACCUGGCAGAUGAGCUGGCCAAUGGGAACAGUGGCAAGUCAGCUCUUUUGGAUGAGAAGCGUCACCUGGAAGCAAGAAUUGGUCAACUGGAAGAAGAGCUGGAUGAGGAGCAAAGCAACAUGGAGCUCAUGAAUGACCGGUACCGUAAGCUCAGCAUGCAGGUAGAGACGCUCACCACAGAGUUGGCAGCUGAGCGUAGCUUCUCACAGAAAACAGAGAAUGCCCGGCAGCAGCUUGAGCGCCAGAACAAAGACUUGAGGGCCAAGCUGGGUGAAAUGGACUCAUCUGUCAAAUCUAAAUACAAGAUGGCAAUCGCAACUCUGGAGUCCAAAGUGGCCCAGCUGGAAGAGCAGUUGGAGCAAGAGUCCAGGGAACGGAUCCUGUCAGGAAAACUUGUACGAAGGGCAGAGAAAAAACUCAAGGAGGUGAUCCUCCAGGUUGAUGAAGAGAGGAGGAAUGCAGACCAGUACAAAGAUCAGGUUGAAAAGGGCCACCUGCGGCUGAAACAGCUCAAACGGCAGCUGGAAGAAGCUGAGGAGGAAGCAUCACGGGCCAACGCUAGCCGCCGUCGCAUGCAGCGUGAGCUUGAGGAUGUCACCGAGUCAGCUGAGUCCAUGAACCGUGAGGUCACUAGCCUGCGAAAUCGCCUCAGCAAGUUAGAACGCCGGCAGCGGAAACGCACACCGCUGAGCUUCACCACCCGAACCGUGCGGCAGGUUUUCCGCCUUGACGGCGUCUCGGAUGAGGAGACCGAAGACCCGGAGAGUGACUCCCCAUCCACCAACCACCAGCCCUCACAGCCCCUGACGCCUUCCCAGGGGCCACAGCCAGCUCCCCCGGUUGAUGAGCCAGCCCAGACUGACUGAGGCUAAAACCUAGGUGGGUGGGUUGGAUCUUGGGGAAAAGGGGUGGAGGAAGAGGGGAAAGGGGGGCAACCUUAUACAUUAUCUGAUACUUUAUACAAAACAAUAAAAACACAUCAUCCCCCCAUCCCAUGGGCAACCUCAGCUCCUCUUUCAAAGGUCUCCCAGCUCUUUGAGGGCAACUCCUCCUUGUAUCAGCCUGCACUUUAAUAUCGACCACCCCUGAGGGGUGAAAAUUGAGAAGGAGGUAGGUUCUGUGGUGAGGUGGGGUUGGGAUUUUUACUAGAUUGAAGAAGUAAUUCCCAACUGAGAAAGCUAGCAUUGCUCUUGCAACUUCCCUCCGCCUUUCUUCUUUUCCCUCUUCCUUCCCAGCUCUAGUCUGAACGUCUUUAAAUAAGUAAAUAACUAAAAAAAUAUUGAAGACUGGGCAGCAAAGCAGUCAAUGGAUACAAGCUGGCUUGGGGCUUGUCUGGACCCAUCUAGCACUGCAGCUGCUUCAUGGGUACAAGUGGCGGUUUAAACUAGAUUAGAGCUCAUAAAAGGUUUUUUGGGGGGGAACUACAACCCAGAAAUAACUUUUAUGAGCUUGGCUUCCACUAUUCCCUUGCCUUGCCCUCAAAUAAAGAUACCUCCAGUUGGGGGUAGCCAUUUUUGUUUCUCCUUCCAUUGUGGCUCAUUUGCCCAGCUCUGAGAGGGAGCUGCAUCUGAGGUGCCUUCUGUUCUGCUCCAUCUCCUCAUGUCACUCUACCGCACCUCAGUUGCAAAGUCUCCUUUUUACCUCUCAUUCUCUGCUCCUCAAGGGGGCUGGAGAAGGUCCUCAAGUUCCUUCACAUGAAGAUUAUGUGGAAUUUUCUAUCAUCUCUGGAAGGCUGUUCUUUCCAGCAUACACACCUGAGCUUGCUGGAGCUAUUUGGAGCCUCCACCUGCCUCUUGCACCUGCCCAGACCUUGGGUAAAACAUGAGGAAUGAACUGGAAGCCAUUCAUCUCAGCCUGCCCUCUCCUGUUUUGGACUUGGACCUGGAUUCCACCAUCUCUGCAUAUCGUUGCCAGCAGCCAAAAGCACUUUGAUUUCUCUCUGUUAUCUCUGACCCACCCCUACCUCAUUCCCAAACCUGCUAUGGUGAUAAUUUAAAAACAACAACAGCAACCCUAUGAUGAAGAAGUUAGGAUUUGCAAACUGUAGAUUCAACAACAAAGUCAGGCCUGAUGGUAUAGCAUAUCUUAACCCGUUCCAUCUUAUCUGAUUGCACAUGUGUAGAAUUCUGUAUUGCAUCUCACACAGAAUUUGAGUUCUCUAAAAAUUAAGUUCGCAUUUUCUUUCCUUCCGAAAGGAAGGUAGCUUCUAGUCCUCUUAACAUAUAAAAUACAUUUGAAAAUAUCCAAGUUGUGUCUGCUGCAGCCUAUACUGUUUUGAAGCGGUGACUGCUGUUUUUCUGUAGCAGUAGCUACUCACCCCUCACAUUGUGGUCCUCUGCUUUUGCCCCUCUGUUACUUUUGUCUACUUAUCAAAAUGAAAGUGCAAGUGUCCUAGAAAAAAAAGGACCCACAUUAAAUCAAAAAAAUCAAAAUAGGCUUUGAAUAAGGUGGGCACUGGAGCAAACGUUGCAAAAUAAGUGAUUUACCUAGAAUCAGGACUUCUUUGAUGCAUAACUUGCCAUGCUGUGGCCUGAAUCCAGUUGCUAGUUUCAACCACAGUCAGACUCAUUGAAUCAAAAUUCUGAGCCACAAAUCAACACUUAGGCAAUUUACUUUGAUUCAGGGGGCCCACUCUAGUUGGAAUUUGCUGUCAGAGCCAGGCCUGUGAGGUUAGCAGAAUAUGGAGAGUCGUGCGAGACCUCAGCAGCUGCUUCUAGGCUCCCUUUGGGUUUUGUUUUUUGAAGCAUCAGGAGACAGUUUGGGGAGAGGGCUGUAACCCUCCUUAAUGGAGCUGGGGGAACCUCCCAAGUUUGACACAAGCAGGUUCCAGACAUUGUGCUUGCUACAUAUUCUGACCUGCGCACCUUCACCUGUCCAAGGAACAAUGCCUUUGCUUUGCUCAUUCUGGAGACUUAGCAUUGCUUCACAUGUGACUUUACUCCCCAGCACUUAGGUAACUAGCAUGUGUGGGAGACACAUAUACUAUCACAUUAAAAAUGACACAACUAUCUCUUGCUGCAGUUGCACAUCUUAGGAGGCUGCUGCUGCUGCUGCUUCCCCAAAGUAGCACUUGUCACCAGAUGAAACCGUGGCAGUUUGAGAGCCUAUAUUUAACCAGGGGCUGUGGAAUUCACCCCACCUCACUUUGGCAUUGAUCUUAAUUCCUCAAUAAUGGUGCCCACACUUUGGCGCAAGGCUGUAUGACAAUGAAAUGCCUUUGACCUGUGUGCCCAGAGUUUGAGAAUUUGCAGUCCAGUCCUAUGCAUGUUUACUGAGAAGCAAGAUUGUUGACGCUCAAAGCAGCUUCCUCCUGGAUAAGGACAGAUGGGAUUGCAGAUCUACUAAUAUCGAGCACUUACAUAGCACUUUAGUGUUUCAGAGUGUUUUAUAUUCAUUAUCUCAGUAUAAACUUUGGAUCUAAUCAGCCAUGUGCACCUUUUGUAAGCCAGCAGCAGGCGGGCAAGAAAAGCCCAUCCAAACCCUGCACUUAAAAGACUUCAGUGUGAAGAGUUUGCAAAUCCUAGCUUGGACUCCUAGUCAAAACACCCAGAAGUGUCUGCUCUUCUCAAUUCAGGAACUGGCUCGGGGUGGGCCUGCCUUCUCUAUCUAUAUAAAUAUGAUUAUUAUGUUUUGCAUGGUGGUUUCUUGUCUUAAUUUGUUUUUAUUCUGUCAUAUUAUUAUUAUUUGUAUUUGUUUCUAACAAAAGUAUUUUCUUCUGAACAAUUUGAUUUGUUUUUUUUCCUCAAACCCAGGGGGUUUGUAUUUUUUAAAAAACAAUUUAAAUCUGUCUCUUCUUCCUUCCUACCCACACCAACCUCCCCCCCCCCCCUUGCUGCUUGGAUCUGUUUGGAAAUUCUUAUCCUGAUGUAAAGGGCCAUAGCAAUUAUCCUGCUCCUUUUUUGUUAAAAAAAUAUAAAAUAAAGGAAAAAAAGAAUACUUUUUAAGAAAAAGUAUGUCUUCUAUUAAAAGGUCAUCUCAGAUUA